Puma concolor (puma) is the source of this 1137-nucleotide messenger RNA. It is a transcript of the gene KCNJ1, whose product is annotated as potassium inwardly rectifying channel subfamily J member 1. The record is from RefSeq and is a predicted model, not a curated record. Gene Ontology annotation, cellular component: plasma membrane. Gene Ontology annotation, molecular function: ATP-activated inward rectifier potassium channel activity. Gene Ontology annotation, biological process: regulation of monoatomic ion transmembrane transport; potassium ion import across plasma membrane. Lineage: Eukaryota; Metazoa; Chordata; Mammalia; Carnivora; Felidae.
AGAGUGCUGACAGAAAGAAUGUUCAAACAUCUUCGGAAAUGGUUCGUCACUCACUUCUUUGGGCAUUCUCGACAAAGAGCGAGGCUGGUCUCCAAAGAUGGAAGGUGCAACAUCGAGUUUGGCAACGUCGAGGCACAGUCGAGGUUCAUAUUCUUUGUGGACAUCUGGACGACUGUGCUUGACCUCAAAUGGAGAUACAAAAUGACCAUCUUCAUUACAGCCUUCUUGGGGAGUUGGUUCCUCUUUGGUCUUCUGUGGUAUGCGGUAGCCUACAUUCACAAAGAUCUCCCUGAGUUCCAUCCUUCUGUCAACCACACCCCCUGUGUGGAGAACAUUAAUGGCUUGACCUCAGCUUUUCUGUUUUCUCUGGAAACACAAGUGACCAUUGGAUAUGGAUUCAGGUGUGUGACAGAACAAUGUGGCACUGCCAUUUUUCUCCUUAUCUUCCAGUCUAUACUUGGAGUCAUCAUCAAUUCUUUCAUGUGUGGUGCCAUUUUAGCCAAGAUCUCCAGACCCAAAAAACGUGCCAAGACCAUUACAUUCAGCAAGAAUGCGGUGAUCAGUAAGCGGGGUGGGAAGCUCUGUCUCCUAAUCCGAGUGGCUAAUCUUAGGAAGAGCCUCCUUAUUGGGAGUCACAUAUAUGGAAAGCUUCUGAAGACCACUGUCACUCCUGAAGGAGAGACCAUUAUUCUGGACCAGAUCAACAUCAAUUUUGUAGUUGACGCAGGGAACGAAAAUUUAUUCUUCAUCUCCCCACUGACAAUUUACCAUGUCAUUGAUCCAAACAGCCCCUUCUUCCACAUGGCAGCAGAAACCCUUCCCCAGCAAGACUUUGAAUUAGUGGUGUUUUUAGAUGGCACAGUGGAAUCAACUAGUGCUACCUGCCAAGUCCGGACGUCCUACGUCCCAGAAGAGGUGCUCUGGGGCUACCGCUUUGCUCCCAUAGUAUCCAAGACAAAGGAAGGGAAAUACCGAGUGGAUUUCCAUAACUUUAGCAAGACAGUGGAAGUGGAGACCCCUCACUGUGCCAUGUGCCUUUAUAAUGAGAAAGAUACUAGAGCCAGGAUGAAGAGAGGCUAUGACAAUCCCAACUUCGUCUUAUCAGAAGUCAAUGAAACAGAUGACACCAAAAUGUGA